UUUUCAGUUUGCGAUGUUUGUGGAAAAAGAUUUUCAUGCUCAUCGUCUCUGAAUCGGCAUAUGAAGAAUAUCCACGGAAAAGUAGUCAGUCUGAAGAUAAACCAACACAUCGUUUGUCCUUUGUGUUCAAACGAAAAGAUUUGCUUUUCUUGCCAUGAGGGAUUAUUGGAUCAUUUAAAAAAUAUCCACAAGGUAAGUAUUAAAGAGAGCGUCUUAAAUUUUAGGAACCUUCAAGAAUUUGAUGCUUGGAAGUGUUUAGAAAAUAGAGAAAUUGAUUAUGCUUGUCAUCGAAAAAUAAAAAAAGCCAAUGGAGAUGAAUAUGUAUAUUAUAAUUGUAAUAGAAGCGAUUCUAGGGGUUUUGAGAGUAAAUCAGUUGAACGGAACCCAAAGUCUGGAGGAAGUAUUCGCAUACAAGGAAUAUGCCCAGCAAGGAUAAUAGUCCAAAUCUGUGUUAAUGGGAUGAUUAGGGUCCGAUACUUCGAAACUCAUGUUGGGCAUAAUAUAGAGUUGAGGAGUAGACGACUGACCAAAUCUGAACAACAGACAGUCGCAGAAAAAUUAAUAGCUGGGGUUUCCGUCAAUAGAAUUAUUCAGGAUGCAAGAAAAAUAGAAAACAGCACAUUGGAAAGGAUAAAUAUUAUGUCAAGAGGAGAUUUAGCAUAUUUAAUGAGAAAAUUUAAUAUUUAUAACCAAAGAGAUAAAGAUGACAUGAUAGCAACUGCAUUGAAAGUUGAAGAAUGGAACAAGGACGGAAGGAAUUAUGCAUUUUUGUUCAAACAGAUUGGUACAAGCUAUCCAGGAUUAAAGGAUGAAGAUUUUGCAGUGGGCUUCAUGAAUAAUAUAAUGGAAAAAAAUUGAAGGAUUUUUCAAAGAUCAUUUGUAUGGAUGGUACUCACGGAACUAAUAGGAGAAAUUGGCAGCCGACUACAGUUUUAGUAAAAGAUGAUCAAAAUAUGGGUUUCCCUGUGGCAUUUUUGGUAACUAAUAGAUUAGAUCAAGUAAUACAAAACAUUUUUUUUAGAGAAUUGAAAUCAAGACUGGGACAAACUAUCGACGCUGAAUAUAUAAUGACUGAUGAUGAUCCAAAAUACUAUAAUGCUUGGACCUUGAACAUGGAAACAGAAGAAAAACCAAGAAGACUGCUUUGUACUUGGCAUGUGGUU
Molecule: messenger RNA, 1163 nt
Organism: Sitophilus oryzae (rice weevil)
Lineage: Eukaryota; Metazoa; Arthropoda; Insecta; Coleoptera; Curculionidae
Exons: 5
Coding region: 61-858 (265 amino acids)
Source: RefSeq, a predicted model, not a curated record